This is a messenger RNA of Epinephelus fuscoguttatus (brown-marbled grouper), 2424 nucleotides long. RefSeq names its product butyrophilin subfamily 1 member A1-like. Bases 1 to 1479 code for a protein of 492 amino acids. The record is from RefSeq and is a predicted model, not a curated record. Lineage: Eukaryota; Metazoa; Chordata; Actinopteri; Perciformes; Serranidae. The transcript is spliced from 7 exons.
AUGCAGAUGCUGACCAUUCAGGCUGUUUCAUUCUGGACUUUGACCGUGCAGCCUACUUUUCAUUGCAUUGAGGCAGCUCUGAAACACACCGAAAAGAACUCCAAGAUCAUUUGCCAGACUCUGACUGAUGGACUGCUCCUUAACAAGCUCAGUACUUUGGUUUCUCAGCGCACUGUGAUCCUUCUUCUACUGACAGUCUUUUACAGAGGCCAGUCUCAGGGGGCUAGACCUUCUCGAACAAUAGUCACAUUAGUUGGUGAAGACGUUAUCUUGCCGUGCCACCUGGAACCCGCCCUGGAUGUUGUUUCUAAGAGUGUGGAGUGGGGGAGACUUGACCUGGAACCAAGAUUUGUCCAUGUGUGGCAUGAGGGUCAAAACAUUCUCAGUAACCAAAACCCGUCUUACAAAGGAAGAACAUCAGUGUCCAUUGAGAAACUGAAGCAUGGAGACCUUUCACUGACACUGUCUGCAGCCAAACUCUCCGAUAAUGGAAUCUAUAGAUGCUACUUUCCCUCACAGAGUAAAGAAUCUACUGUUGAGCUUAUUGUUGGUUCUGCUCCCUCACCAGUCAUAGCAGGCACUAAAUCAAACAGCAGUGUUGUGGUGUUACAGUGUGAGUCUGCAGGCUGGCAUCCAGAGCCUGAGGUGUUGUGGCUGGACGGUGAGGGAAAGCUCCUCUCUGCUGGACCUACAGAGACAGUCAGAGGUCCUGAUGACCUCUAUACUGUCAGCAGCAGAGUGACUGUGGAGAAGAGACACAGCAACAGCUUCACCUGUAGAGUCCAACAGAGGAACAUCAACCAGAUCAGAGAGAUACAUAUUCAGAUGUCAGCUGAUUGCUUUGAGGCCCCGUCUUGUUCUGCUGCUCGUGUCAGCAUUCUCGUGGUUGUGUUCCUCACUUUUAUUUUUGCAGCGGCCUUUGUCGUGUGGAAAUGGAGACAACACAAAACCAAAGACACAAAGAUGAACCGUGACGCUGAGAGAGCAAAGACAGAGACGGAGCAGCUCAUGGCAGAACGCAAGAAAAUGGAGGAUUUGGAAGAGAAAAAGGCAAAACUUGCAGAAAUGUUACAGAAGAAUGAAGAAGAAGAGAAAGACUUGGAGCGGGUGGUUAAAACACUGAUGGAACAGGAGGAAGUACUGAAAGAACAGAGAGAUCAAGCAGAGCAUCAAAAGAACAACAUGGAGAGAAACAUUACAGAUAUUGAGAACAAGCUUCAGUCAGUGGAGAAGAUGGCAGAGAGUGACCGAUACCAUGAGAUGAAGAGCAUUGUGUUAACGGCCAAAAAUCAGUUGAAGGGUAGGAAACAAGAAGAUCAAAAACUUCACGUGGAAACACAGACACUACUGACUAAAACACAAAGUGUGAUAAAUAGAAUGACAGACAGGAAGAAGGCAGCGGAAAACUACAAGGAGAAAAUCAGUGAGCAGCUGGAGGAGAUAGAGAAACAACAAGAGGAGAUUCAGAGGAAAUUGUAGUUUAGUUCAUAGUUUAUUUGAUAAGGACAUCACAGUAGCAUUAGAAAUGUACAUUUAUGUGACGCUCAGCCUUUAGAAAAUACAUGCACACAAAACAAACAAACAAAAACUAAAUUGUAAAUCCAUUUACAAAAUACAUCCACCAAUACUUUGCCAAAGAUACAGCCACAAAUAAACACAUACAAUACAUCCCCAUAUCCAUACAUAGGAGUACAUCCACACAAAAUACAAAAUACAAAUGUUACUGCAGUAUUUACUGUUGUUUCUCUUCCUAAUCCAAUACCUCUAUUACGAACAUUAAAAUUGGGCUGCACUUACAAUUCAGUUGGUACACUUUCACAGUUUUGCUCCUUGAACAGAAAAGACUGAUUGUCCAAAUGUAAUGCAAACAGUUAGCGUUUGUUGAAGCUGUUGUGUUAACUCUGCUGGUGUGCUGGUGUCUUGUGUCAAAUUCAUGAAGCAGAGAGGGAGCAUGUUCAUGGAGGCAUUUCAAAAUAAGCUUUAAGUUGGAACAGAUUCUGAAACUGUCAGAGCUUAACAUAUUGUGUUUUUUAAAGAUGUGACAAUGGUGCCACCUUAUUUUUUAGUCCAUAUUUUUUAUUGUCUGAAAAACAUUGGUAUGAGGGGUUAUAUAGUUGAUUGUGAGGCUUGUGAUCAGGUGGUGAUGCAGUAUGAUAUAUGUAAGGAUAUCAUGGCAUGCAUACAGAGCUGGGCUGUGCUGAGGGAAAAAUACUGACCUGUAAGUGUAAAAAAGUUUUGAUUUGCUUUAACUUUUUUUUUUUUUUUUUGUUAACUUUUACUUUGAGCUAAUAGAUUACCAACAGACAACAACUAAUCUGAUAAGGCUUUGUUUGUAUGAGUAAUAUGACAUGAGUAAGAAUAAGAGUACUGUAAAACAUCUUCAUGCCAGGUCUAAACAUUGUAAUAAAAUUAUUAAAAUUAUUA